AGACUGGAGAUUCGACCAGAUUUCCACUCCUUUCUGUUUCCCCAGUGUGUGUGUGUGUGUGUGUGUGUGUUUCCCAUCUCUCCUGUUUGGAGCUCGAUGAGAUAAAAAUCGGCGAGCUCACGCGCGCUCGGUCUGUCAGAACAAUCAACUGUUGCUGGCGCGCGCAGAACAGGGGAGUCGAAAUUUCACGCGCGUUUCCUCCCGUGCGCCUUUGAAUUCGGCUCGGCGCGCGCUGAUGGGCGUGUGAUCGCAGCGCGCGACUGAAUUUUGUUCGGUAACAUGGAAGAAAGACUGCGUUGCCUCGACUCGCGCGCUCGGUUUUGAUCUUGCAGCAGCGCUUGAUUUUUUUUUUUUUUUUUAAACACAAUGAGCGCGCGCUUUCGGCUCGGGCUUUUUUUUUUAAUCGCUUCUAAGGAUCCGACCGUGAAAAGACCAGGAAAGAACAACGACCAAUAAGACACAGACGCGACGUUUGCAAGAUCGUGCUUGGAUUUAUUACGAUUUUGUGAGAGACAGAAAAAAGAAAAGAAAAAAGAAAAGCCGCCCAGAUGCUGAUGAUGAUGGAGAACAGCGGCGGGAUGGAAGCGCAUCAGGUUGAACGUGACGGGGAUUACGGCCGCGCGCGCUCCUGCACCUGGCCACAGCUGCAGCGUCCAGAAGAGGAGCUCCGUGUUCCGCCGGUCAAAGUGGAGCCGUUUGAUGUGCCCGCGUGCCGCGCGGAGAGAAACAGCGGCGGAGCACCGACAGACCUGAAGCACCCUGCCGGAGCCCCGGUGCCCCUCGCGGCCGCCGCCGCUGCUCUGGACGCGGCCGGUCAGCUGCGCAAAUCCAAGUCGUCGCGGCGGAACGCGUGGGGCAACCAGUCCUACGCCGACCUCAUCACCCGCGCCAUCGAGAGCACACCCGAUAAACGCCUCACACUCUCCCAGAUCUACGACUGGAUGGUGCGCUUCGUGCCAUAUUUCAAGGAUAAAGGGGACAGCAAUAGCUCAGCCGGCUGGAAGAACUCCAUUCGCCACAACCUGUCUCUGCAUACCCGCUUCAUUCGUGUGCAGAAUGAGGGAACGGGAAAGAGUUCAUGGUGGAUGCUGAACCCAGAAGGUGGGAAGAUGGGAAAGGGCCCUCGUCGACGAGCUGCUUCCAUGGACAAUGGCACAAAGUACCUAAAAUCUCGAGGCCGGAUAAGCCGGAAGAGGGCCAUGGGGGUGGGCCGAGGACUUGGUGCUGGGCCUGGGAUCCAAGGGUCCCCAGAGCAUGGUAGCCCAGCUGGGAAGGGUGGCAUGGGAGUAGGGAGCGAGGAGUUUGAUGCCUGGGCAGACCUGCACUCCAGAACAAGCUCCUCUGCAUCCACACUGAGUGGCUGCCUGUCACCAAUUGUGGCUGAAGCAGAGCCAGAUGAACCAGAGGAAGGAGGGCUGUCCUGUUCAGCUUCCCCUCACCUCUAUCCAAGCCCCACUAGCACCAGAUCACCUGCUCUGGGUACUGGGGGCCACUGUCCUUCAGUAGAACUCCCUCAAUUGGCUGACCUUACUGGAGCCAUCAGCUUGGAUGAAGACUUCUCUCAACCACAGCAACUCAAGUGCAAUGGCUACCAUUAUGGUGCAGGACCCAAAGGGGAAACAUCAUACUGUGGCACUGUCUAUGGUCAGCCUUCCAUGAGUAUGCUGAGGCACCAUGCCCCUAUGCAGACUAUCCAGGAAAACAAGCCAACCAGCUUCCAGCGCCCCCUAAGGGCUUACUCAGAGAACAAUGCUCUGGAGAGCCUAUUAGCUGGGGGGCCACAGUACUGUGGGAAGGACAUGGUGGUGGGGCAAGGUCAAGCUGCCCAUUCACUAAUGUCACGGUCUAAUAGCAUUGUGCACUCUCAUGGCCAUGAUCAGAGCUGCAGUCACAAUCACAGCCAGAAUCCCAAUCCCAAUCAAAACCUUCACAAUGAUCAUGGAGCAAACCAUAAGCAGAACUCAAGCCUUCAUCACAACCAAAAUCCCAACAAGCAUCAUCCAGAUCUAGACUACAACCAUGGUUCCAAACAUCACCCUGCUCAUGACUAUGGCCAAUCUCACAAGCAAAACCAUAAGCUUAACCCCAGCUCUAAUUCAAACCAUAUGCACAGCCAUAUGCAGCACAACAACUCAAGGCAGUCAACACUGUCUCCCAGAGUCAACAACGAUAUGUUGCAACCCUACAACCACAAAUCCUCCAAUCCAUAUGGCCCUCGUGCUCACCUUCCCUCUACCUCCCUACCUCCUAACCCAGCCAGCUUCAUGGAUGUGCCCCAGGACCCCUCUUUUAUGGCAUCUGCACCCCAAACCCGCCAUCAGCCUUACCCAGGUGCUCAACACCAAGGCCUGACAGAACCCUGGCAUGGAUACUACCACUACCACCACCAACCAGCCCAGAAUGGCAGUCACCAAACUGGUCACCACCAGCCACCUCCUAACCGACUGCAACAGUCAGAGAUGGAGAUAGAAGUCCAUCAGAGCAGUCUGGAUGGUGAUGUGGAGUCUGUUCUUCUCAAUGAUUUCAUGGACUCUACAGAGGGAAUGGACUAUAACUAUGACGGAUCACUUUCACAGGGUGUUAGCAUGGGAAUAGGCUUGGGAAUGGGGAUGGGGAUGUUUACAGGGCCUCCACAAUCACAUAACAGCCAGAGUUGGGUUCCUGGGUAACACAGACACUAAUGGGAAAACUUUAACUGUAGGGCCCUGUUGAAGGUGGGGUGGGGUCUGAUCAGGUCAGAACUGAUUUGACUGUGAUUUAUUUUUGCUUAGAGAGCCAAACAGUACAAGAAGGCAUUUUAAGGACGUAUAGUUGCUGGUGUCGGUGCAGUCAUUUUGAACAUAGAGUUCUGCGUAAAUAUUCUUCCUCUUUGCUCUCUCCUUCUCUCUGUGUUUCCCUGCUGUGGAUUAGUAUAAUGGCAUUCUUCAACUAAGUUUUGUCCUCUCCCUGUCCCUCAGUUCACUCUUUAAUAUCCAUCACCUCUUUCUGGUCAAAAGCUCUCAAGCACUUUACAUCCAUCCCCCUAAAUUCAGAGGCAGUAACAGCCACUCUGAAACCAGAGGAAUCAUAUUGUUUGCUGGCUCGCUGGGUUUAAUGUAUCCAAAUGACUCUGUUAUCCUUCCAGAAUGGAAAAAAAUGUGUUGGUGUUUUUUUUAAUUAAAAAAAAAAAACUGAUUAGAGGAUGGAGACAUAAAUAUCUGUGCUGUCAGACAGUGUUGUGUACAUGUUGGUCAGGGUUGUGUGUGUGUGUCUUCAUCCCAUGCAGGUUCAUUGGAUAUCCCCUUUUCCAUAUGCUAGGACAGUCAUCCAUCAGCUCCACUUUAUUGAUAUUCAGCAUAUCGUUUUUAUUCUCCAAAGUAAUGCACCAGCUAUGCAUCACUACUCCAAAUUGAAUGUGGCACUCAGACUGUCUUUUUUUCAGGCAAACCAGCUUAAUGUGUUUUGGCUAGAGUGAUGAUUGAAGUCACUCUACAGCAAAUGGCGGGGAAGAAGAGAAAGAGAGGUAGAGAGGGAGAGGGAAGUAGACAGACAUGGUGCAAGAAAUAGAGAGAGAGAGAGAGAGAGAGAGAGAGGAAACAUGCAAAUAAUACCCUGUUCCUCUUUCUUUCCAUCCAUGGAUUUAUGUAGCUUUCCGUGUAAUGAGAUAAGGAACGAUCCGAGGCUAUCACACUUCCUGAGCAAGGCUCUUUCCAGUGCACCUCUGGCCAACUGUACUGUGGCAGCUUCCUAUGAUCUGAAGCACUUUGGGCUUCAACUUAAUUCCCCCUUUUAUUUACAUUAGCAUAUUGCAUUCUCAUUAGCCUAUGAAGUGCUACUUUAGAUAAUCAAUGCUGAUAUAUCAGUCACGAAGCCUCAUUAACCCUCAUUAACUCUGCACUAUCAAUCCUCAUUCAAUACUGUGCUGGAGUUUGCAGAAUAUAACCUUAAAUGACAUUCUGUUGCACUACUUAAUAAAGUAAUUGGUUAUAGUGUGGUGAUAGCAUUGCCAAAAGACAAAGCCAUAAAUCCAGGCCCACUAAGACCAACUUCUGAGAAAAGCUAUAUUACACUGCCUUCAGGAUUUACACUAGUCAACUAGCUGCUAAUUAGCAUAAUCAGAAAAUGGGUGCUAUCUCCCUUUCACAGAUGUAUUCCUGUCAUAUCCUCUGCAUCCACUGAUUACACUUAGGGGAGAUAGAAGUAAUUAAGUGCUUACCAAGAAUAAUGAUUUGAGUGCAUUUUCCAUUUUGAAAAGCAACUUUAAAUUUCGACAUCAUGCUGCCAUGUGAGAUCAGUUAUACUUCUCCAGCCAGACAUCUCACUGCUAACCUACAGAUGGCCACAUAUCUGGCAUAUCUUUCUUUUUUUUAAAUUAUAGAUUUUAAGUAAUUUCGUGGAUUUUUUGUGGGGAAAAAAAUGAUGUCCUACAUUUUCAAUGCGUUCCCCAUUGAGUGGGUGAAUCUGUUUGGACAAAUUUAUUUUUCAUGAUGCUCAAUUUCAGGACCUCUUCAUCAGGUAUAAGUCUCUGGAAAAGUAGAGCAAGAGAGAUAGAAGGGGAGAGGAGGAAAGAAAAAAGAGGAAUGAGUGCAGGAGACUGAUCGAUAGGCUGACAGAGAGAGACAGAUUGGAGAAUGAAUGAGUUGAAAAGGAGAGCAAUAGGUUGCUAGAAGGAAAAUAUGAGCUCACAGAGAGACAGAGGGAUAUAUAGAUAGAUAGAUGGAUAGGGAGAGAGAGAGAGAGAGAGAGAGUGUUUCCAUCAGAGUACCUUCCCUUGGCAAAGCUGUUUGAAUCAGGCCAAAUGUCAAGUGCCUCUCUGCAGCUUUUCUUGCACACACUCCGAUCAGAUAGCCAGCCUUCUCCAUCUCCGUUUCUCUCUCUCUCUCUCUCUCUCUCUCUCUUUUUACCACCGAGGACAAUAAAGCCUGUCUUCAUCUGCCGUCUCUUUUCCCUCUGCACUUCUUUAUGUUCUUGGUGACCAGCGCUCUAUCGUUCCCCCAACUGUGUUUUGGUCCCUGACCCCAUGUCUGCUUCUGUGUAAAGCUUCUUGUGUGUGUGUAGCACAGUGGUGUAUCUGAAAUGACUAUGGAAAUCCAUUGAGGUUGUGCCCUGGUAUCCACUAUUCCUGGCUAACAACAAUAUGAUUAUACAGUUUAUAUUUAUUGGGUAAAAAAGAUGGGUCUGUGGGUGAAUCUGUGGACCCCUGAAUCUCAUGUCAUCUUUAUUAUGGAAUCAUGAUGGUAUUACAUUUUUGACUUAUGUUUCCUCCUGUACAAAAUCUGUAUGGAGAAAAAUUGUAUAAUAAUUUUUGACAAACAAAUCUUGGUUUUAUUUCUUUUUUAAAAUGAUGUAUCUGCUCAUCU
Molecule: messenger RNA, 5339 nt
Organism: Neoarius graeffei (lesser salmon catfish)
Lineage: Eukaryota; Metazoa; Chordata; Actinopteri; Siluriformes; Ariidae
Gene: foxo6b
Product: forkhead box O6 b
Exons: 2
Coding region: 549-2669 (706 amino acids)
Biological process (GO): regulation of transcription by RNA polymerase II
Cellular component (GO): nucleus
Molecular function (GO): DNA-binding transcription factor activity, RNA polymerase II-specific; RNA polymerase II cis-regulatory region sequence-specific DNA binding
Source: RefSeq, a predicted model, not a curated record